ACUGUGACGCAGCUACCAGUUGCAUUCGUCACAGGUUGGGUGUGGACCGCGGGCUGAGGACUGACAACAGCGUGCCAUUAAAAUCUGACAAGAUGGUGGAAGGCGGCAUGAAAUGUGUCAAAUAUUUGAUAUUCUUUUUCAACUUCAUCUUUGUGAUAUCUGGCAUCGCUCUCGUCGCCAUGGGGGCCGUCAUCAAGGGCUACUACGACAAGUACCUUGACUUCCUGAGCGACGACGUCUUCAGCGUGCCCGUCCUGCUGAUCGUCGUCGGUGUCAUCAUCUUCUUCGUGGCCUUCAUGGGCUGCUGCGGGGCCAUCCGAGAGAGCUACUGCAUGACGAUGACGUUCGCCGUCCUGCUGGCGCUUAUCUUCAUCCUGGAGCUGGCGGCCGGCAUCGCCGCCUACCUGCUUCGCGACGAGAUCGCCGACACGCUCAACAAGAACAUGAACGCCACCAUGCAGAACUAUGGCAAGCCUGAUCACAGCGGCGUCACCAAGACCUGGGACGGCAUGCAGAUGGAGCUGGACUGCUGCGGCGCGUCCAACUACACGGACUGGGCGCUCACCGACUUCGGCCGGGCCAACAACUCUGUGCCGGACACGUGCUGCCGCGAGGCCACCUCCAACUGCGGCGUCGGCAUGGCGGCGCUGCCCGCCUCCGUGGCCGCCAACACCAUCUACACCCGCGGCUGUCGCGACUCGGUCGAGGAGCAGAUCCAGUCCAACAUCGUGGCUGUUGGUGGCGCCGGCGUCGGCAUCGCCUUUCUCCAGGUGCUGGGCGUGAUCCUGGCCUGCUGCCUCAGCAAGAGCAUCAAGAAAGAGUACGAGACGGUGUAGCGGCUCGGCUUGCCGCCGCUCGCCCGGCGCCUCCCGCCUCGGGCCCUCGGGAGACGUUUAUUUUUUUAGCCGCCUUUCUUGUGCCGUGCGCGCUUCUUGGUCGCUGGUCCGGAUGGCAGCGCGGCGUGGUUCCGCCGCCGCUGCGCCGGCUCCAGUGGCUUGCGAGAUCUAAACCAGGAACAGUUGUUACUUGUAUCCCCACGGUCUGUUUGACGACGCUCUUUCUCGGAUAGAUCUGAACGGUAGCCUAGAUUGUCCGGCCGUCCGGCCGCCUCCCUCGAGACGGGAGGAGGCCGGCGCCGUGUCUUGUUAACGUCCGCCCACUGCGUCUGGUGGAGACGGAACUCUUUAAACCAAGGGUCAGUUCGCCGCCAAGGCCCUCGCACAACAGUCAUGCUUCCUGCCGCUUCCUGUGCGCUUCGCCUCUGGACGCCUCCUUUUCGGGGUGUGACGUCAGGCGCUAGUGUUCACGUGUCUGAGGCCCCGUCGCGCGGGGCGGACCGCCUGGGCGCCGAACCAGACUCCCCUGCGUUCUCGAACGUGCGGGGAUGGCCCGAGCGGCCGCCGCCGCCGCCGGUGUGUGUCGCGCGACCAGUCCGGCGGGCGGGCUGCCGCUGGGCCGGCUGGCUGUGCCGCGCUCUCUCCUCGCCUCGGCUCUGCUCGGUCCACGUUGUGCUCAGCCCGGCGCGCUGUCGGCGGCCGAGGCGCUGCUCGCGCACUGCAUCGCUGACGUCUCUCGGGCGCACGGGCUGGGCUCGGGGCCUCCGCACGGCCUCCGCGCGGCCGGCGGGGCGGCUGACGUUGUCGUCGUAGUUAACAGCGCGGCCCACCCACCCCGCCGACCGCGCGAGCCGGCCAGCUGUUUAUUGGAUGUCGAGCGGUCUUUGUGUGCGGUGCCAUAGUCGACACGCCCUAAUAAAAUAACAGUCUGAA
Molecule: messenger RNA, 1769 nt
Organism: Pollicipes pollicipes
Lineage: Eukaryota; Metazoa; Arthropoda; Thecostraca; Pollicipedomorpha; Pollicipedidae
Product: CD63 antigen
Exons: 4
Coding region: 93-836 (247 amino acids)
Cellular component (GO): plasma membrane
Source: RefSeq, a predicted model, not a curated record